UUUCUUGUUUAUACCAAACGUCAACCUUGAGCAACGCGCAGAUCAGAAGUAUUAAGCCUUGCAGAUAUGCCCUCAAUCACAAUUCCUGAGACGAUGAAGGCCUCGGUCUUCAAAGGCGCACACGACAUUGAGUACACCACUGUUCCAACUCCGAAGAUCGAGUCGCCAAAGGAUGCAAUCUUGAAGAUUGAGGCCAGUGCUCUGUGUGGUACGGAGCUUCAUAUGUAUCGUGGUGAUGUUGUUCCUAAACGUGCCGAUUACAUCACAGGCCACGAGUUCAACGGUACAGUUGUUAGUGUCGGUGAUGAAGUGCGCGAUUUCAAACCUGGUGAUGAUGUUCUGUGUACGUUUACAUCCCAGUGCGGUGAAUGUUGGGCCUGUAAGGAUGGGUUAAGUUCGAGCUGUGUCGAUUCGAAGGUCUUUGGCACAUGGGCCUUGAACGGUGGCCAAGCAGAAUACGUCAGAAUUCCAUAUGCUGAUCAUUGUCUAUUCCCCUUGCCGAAAGGUAUGAAUCGUAAUACAGCGCUAUUGAUGAGCGACAUCUUCCCCACAGGGUGGCUUUGCGUCAACAAUUACUUCAAGAAAGUCCUCUACGACAAGAACCACAUUGCAAACGACGUCAUACUUCAACUAGGUGCAGGCCCUGUGGGCCUGUGCUGUAUCGCUGCAGCAAGGGAAAUGGGUGUUAACCACAUUUACGUUGCAGAUAGCGUUCCAAGUCGUUUGGAACAGGCCAAGGAACUGGGGGCAAUCCCUAUAAACAUCAAUGAGGUUGACAAUGUUGCUGAAUUCAUGAAGGAGAAGACGGGCGGGAAAGGUGCAGAUGCCAUCUUUGAGUUGGUUGGUAAUGCCGGUGCACUGAGAACCGCAUUUGAUAGCGUUAGAUCCGCAGGGUUUAUCAGCUCUAUUGGUUAUCAUCAUGAGCCUCUCCCAAUGGACGGACUGGAGUGCUAUCUAAAGAACAUUUCCAUCCAAUUCGGGAGAUGUCCCGUGAGAUCCAUAUUUGAAGAUGCUUUCAAAGUGUUUCAAAAGAUUUCAUAUAAAUUCGACAAAUUUAUCGACCUGGAGAUGCCUUUGUCUGAAGUGUCUGAUGCCUAUGCUGUGUUCGACAACCAUAAGGCUAGAAAGAUUGCGUUCAAAAUCGAUCAGUGAAGUUGCUCCUACACCGCUAAAGAAUGGGAACACGCUCACAUACAACUUCUGACAUGUCACACGGCGUAGACCAUCAGU
Messenger RNA from Williopsis jadinii, 1230 nucleotides. RefSeq names its product alcohol dehydrogenase family protein. Gene Ontology annotation, molecular function: oxidoreductase activity; zinc ion binding. The transcript has a single exon. NCBI's taxonomy places the organism in Eukaryota, Fungi, Ascomycota, Saccharomycetes, Phaffomycetales, Wickerhamomycetaceae. The coding region runs from base 67 to 1152 and encodes 361 amino acids. The record is from RefSeq and is a predicted model, not a curated record.